CUGGCUAGGCUUUUAUCAUAAGCAAAUACAGGGCAGUGCAGGACAGUAUUUCACGUUACCUGUGAACGUGAAUGUCAAAUAAGUUCACAAGAUUGUAGCAAGUACGUACAUCUCGACCUUUGAGUCUAUAAUAGGCCUACGUGGAAAACGCUAUCAAAAGUUGGAAAUAACAUAACGUGCGCAUGUAUAAUGCCGAGCGUGAGCAAGCGAGAGCCAGAGAAUCUUUCCCAAUAGGCCUAGAUCAACAUUCAAACUAAACAUGGCAGAAUCAACGUUCACGGACCGGACUUUCCCGAAGGUAAAGAUUCACCUCCAUCUAGAUGGAGCCAUUCGACCAUCCACUAUCUGGGAGAUUGCACAGAAGCGUGAUAUUAGUGUUGGGUGCUCAUCUUUGACGGAGCUUGAAAGAGAGCUGGUGGAAUGGAAAUCGGGAGAUCUGAGCACAUUCUUAUCUCAGUUUGAAAGAUAUAUGCCAGUUUUCAUAGGGAGCCUCGAAGCAAUAAAGCGUAUCAGCUAUGAGCUGUGUGAGGACUUGUCUAAUGAAGGAGCGGUCUAUUUCGAGGCUCGCUACAGCCCCCACCUCUUAUCCAACUUACCUAGAGUAAACAUUUUUCAAGUACCCGAAGGCGACGUGACACCCCGUGACGUCGUCCGAGCAGUCAACGAAGGUAUCCGAGAAGGAGCGAAAGACUUCGGCAUAACGGCCCGAACGGUGUUAUGCAUGAUUCGUGACAAACCAGAAUGGUCUGCUGAAGUACUUCAAUUGUGCAAAGAGUUCAAAAACGAUACGGUCGUUGGUGUUGAUCUAGCAAACAAUGAAAUGCUGGAACUCUACUCGCAGCAUAUUAACGCUUUCAAGGGGGCUGAAGCUGCUAGCAUUCACCGUACAUGUCAUGCCGGCGAGACGGGACCAGCACGCAAUGUACGGGACGCCAUCGAAGUCCUCCAUGCUGAACGGAUCGGUCACGGUUAUCACGUCUUCGACGAUGAGAGCGUCGUGCAGCUUGCUAAGGAUAAGUCCAUUCACUUUGAGCUGUGUCCAACUUCAAGUACACGAACAGGAGCUCUGGAAGAUGAUUUCGACAAGCAUUGCGCUAAGAGGUUUCUCAGUGAAGGCAUGAAUAUAUCGAUAAAUACAGACGACCCGACGCUCUUUGGUACGACACUCUCGCGAGAGUUCGGUAUAGCUCGGAAGUAUUUCGGCAUGGACGACAGGGCCCUAGCAUUAAUGACUCUUAACACUGCACAAGCUACCUUCCUGCCUGACGAUGAGAAAGCUGUCUUAAUCCAGAGCCUCAGGGACAAGUUUAAGAAUAUUUUAUAAAUUAUAUAUGCACCCUUUCCAAAGUAUAUUAUCCUGUAUUUGAUUGUACGACAGUUGUUCGGCGACAAUAAUCCACGAUGAAUUCCCAACAACAACCGACUUCUUAAAUUUAGCUCGAGACCCAACACAAUACAAACCCUAAAACGGCUAAAUAUAUCCUAAAAUCCAUUUGCAACCAAUGCCCCAUUACGA
Messenger RNA from Strongylocentrotus purpuratus (purple sea urchin), 1516 nucleotides. Its product is annotated as adenosine deaminase. The record is from RefSeq and is a predicted model, not a curated record. Lineage: Eukaryota; Metazoa; Echinodermata; Echinoidea; Camarodonta; Strongylocentrotidae. Gene Ontology annotation, cellular component: cytosol; external side of plasma membrane. Gene Ontology annotation, biological process: adenosine catabolic process; purine ribonucleoside monophosphate biosynthetic process; hypoxanthine salvage. Gene Ontology annotation, molecular function: adenosine deaminase activity.